UUGUCUUUUCGUUUUUCCUACGUAGACUUUCCCACAUGAACAGGUGAUGAGAGAGAUUACUCCCUUUUGUCUUGCAUGAGCUGAUACCCCCUCCCAGGGACUUUUCGACCCGUAUGUUUUUGUAGUGCUGUUGCACUGUGCGCAUGCGCCAUAUUUGUAUGUCCCGUUUGGAAUGGGUGUCAAGAGUGUUUGAGUGGGCUCAGGUCAGAUCUCACUAAACUAUCCCCAAUAUUGCGACCACGCUUACAGACCACAAUAUACGGUAUUAUUGUUCACUCUGAUUGGUCGAGGACCUACAACACCGCCUUUGUCGUACCCUGAUUGGCUUGAUGAAUGCACAGGAAUGCUGCCAUUGGUCUCAACACCUCUACGGUUUUCCCACUGUUUUGUGGCAUUUGCUAAGGAGCUCCGUUGAACUAACGAAGCUAACGUUAGCUAGACAACAACACUAGACUAGGAUAAAGACUUGGAGCUGAAAUGGCAUCAGACUCCCCGCGCAGACCAAGCCGCUGUGCUGGAGGGGUUGUGGUACGAGCACAAGCUGCCACUGAGCAGUCGUAUAUGGAGAGUGUUGUGACCUUCCUCCAAGAUGUGGUCCCUCAGGCAUACACAGGUGCACCCCCAACUGAUGAAAAAGAGAAAAUAGUUUGGGUCAGAUUUGAGAAAGCUGACCUCAAUGAUACGUCCCGCUCCCCAGAGUUCCUGGAGAUGCACAGUGGCAGCAGUGACCCUCCUCUCUGCCUCAUGAUUGGUUACGCCGACGGGAUGCAAAUCUGGAGCAUAUCUCUGGGUGGGGAGGCCCAGGAGCUUUUCUCUGUGCGCCACGGACCUGUGAGAGCUGCCCACAUCCUGCCGGCGCCCCAUAUCAGUCCGCUGAUGAUUGAUGGUUUUGCGGACAAGAGGCCUCUCCUGGGGGUGUGCAAGAGCACUGGGUCCUUGGGGACGAGCCCUCCAUACUGCUGUGUGGACCUGUACUCACUGAGGACAGGGGAGAUGGUCAAGUCCAUCCAGUUCAAGACGCCCAUCUAUGACCUGCACUGCAACAAGGAGAUUCUAGUUGUCGCCCUGCAGGAGAAGAUUGCUGCAUUCGACAGCUGUACCUUCAACAAAAAGUUCUUUGUUACAAGCUGCUUUCCCUGUCCGGGCCCCAACCUAAACCCCAUAGCACUGGGAGGACGCUGGCUAGCCUACGCUGAGAACAAGUUGAUCCGGUGUCACCAGUCUCGAGGCGGUGCCUGCGGGGACAAUGCCCAGUCUUACACAGCUACAGUCAUCAGCGCUGCUAAAACCCUAAAGACUGGUCUCACCAUGGUGGGGAAGGUGGUGACCCAGCUAGCUGGUACUCUACCCACUGGCGCCCCCGACGAGGAGGGUGCUACCCCCCACAGCACCACCCGCCGAAGCCCCCAUGCCCCCGGAGUAAUCACCAUCAUUGACACACACAACGUCGGAGAGGGACAGGUCCUGGUGAGUGAGGACUCAGAUGGAGAGGGAGUGGUGGCCCACUUCCCAGCCCAUGACAAACCCAUAUCCUGCAUGGCAUUCAACCCCAGCGGUAUGCUGCUGGUGACUGCAGACACCCUGGGCCAUGACUUCCAUGUGUUCCAUGUCCUCACACACCCCUGGGCCUCCAACCAGUCUGCUGUCCACCACCUCUACACACUGCACCGCGGAGAGACUGAGGCCAAGGUCCAGGACAUCUGUUUCAGCCAGGACAGUCGCUGGGUGGUGAUCAGCACACUGCGUGGCACCUCCCACGUCUUUCCCAUCAACCCCUAUGGUGGCGCGCCCUGCGCCCGCACACACAUGUCCCCCCGCGUGGUCAACCGCAUGUCUCGCUUCCAGAAGAGUGCAGGGCUUGAGGAGAUAGAGAAUGAACUGAACAGCAAGCAGGCUGGAGGAGGGAGAUGCAGCCCCAUCCCCGGGCUCUCCAGCAGCCCCUCGGGGUCCCCACUACACGCUAAACUCACCAGUCAGGAGUCGUACAACAACUUCACCAACAACAACAUGGGUAACCCUCGUCUGUCCCCUCUGCCCAGCCUCACCAUAGUGCUGCCCCUGGCACAGAUCAAACAGCCCAUGACCCUGGGCACCAUGACCAAGCGCUCCGGACCUUACCUCUUUGGGGCAGGAUGUUUUGCCAUUAAAACUCCAUGCAAAGCCAAGCCUCCCCCCCAGAUCUCCCCCAGUAAGUCCAGUGGAGGAGAGUUCUGUGUGGCUGCUGUCUUUGCUGCCUCACGCUCCUGGUACAUGACCAACCCCAACAUGAAGAGAGAGAAAGACCAGUCCAGCCGGUCAGUGGUGGAGUCCCUCUACAUCCUCAGUUGCUAUGGCACCCUAGUGGAGCAUGUCCUGGAGCCUCGGCCAAUCAGCACAGCCCAGAAGAUCAGCGAUGACACACCCCUGGAGCUCAACACAUGUCCACGGGCCUGCUGGAGCCUGGCCAGGACUCCACUGUGGAAUGAGCUGCAGCCUCCCUUUCUCUCCAACCACCCUCUGGUGCUGGCCUCUGACCUGGUGCAAUAUUACCAAUACCUCCUGGCUGGAUUGGUGCCCCCUGGAAGCCCGGGUCCUGUCACGCGCCACGAGUCUUACGACAGCCUGACGUCAGACCACAGCGGACAGGAGGACGAGGAGUGGCUCUCACAGGUGGAGAUAGUCACUCACACAGGGCCUCACCGUCGGCUGUGGAUGGGUCCUCAGUUCCAGUUUAAGACCAUCCACCCAUCUGGUCAGACUACGGUCAUCUCCUCCUCCUCCUCCGUGCUGCAGUCCCAGGGCCCCAGCGACAUUCAACAGCCUCUGUUGGACUUCCACACUGAUGACCUGGACCUACACAGUCUCAGGAUCCAGCCGGUGCGUUCUGAGCCGGUCAGCAUGCCUGGUUCCUCUCGGCUGGUGGCUGAACGGAGGGGACACGGGACGGUCAUUGAUACAGGAUCAGGGGAACAGUCCUUGUCAUCAUCGUUAACACUGACAAGUCCACUCCGAGACGACCCUGGAGUAGACACCAUGCAAAGGACGUUUGACCGCAGUGUGACUCUGCUGGAGGUGUGUGGCAGCUGGCCAGAGAGCUUUGGCCUGCGUCACAUGAGCUCUGUGGAGUCCACCGAGGAGGGGCUGAGAGAGAGGCUGGCAGACGCCAUGUCAGAGUCACCAUCCAGAGACAUAGUGGGCUCGGCUACCGAGCUCCAGAGGGAGGGCAGCAUUGAGACUCUCAGCAACAGCUCUGGUUCCACCAGCGGCUCCAUCCCCCGUAACUUUGAGGGCUACCGCUCUCCACUGCCCACCAACGAGAGCCAGCCCCUCAGCCUCUUCCCCUCCGGAUUCCCCUAGAGGAGACCAGGAGACAGCCUGCCUAUCACCCUACAAGACCUGGGGUCAAAUACUAUUUUAAGUCUUUCAAAUGCUUUGAGUGUUUGCUUUAGUCUGCCUGGGGUGCCUGAUGGGAGGGGACUACAUUUUACAACUAUUCUAUUGGUUCUAGACAAGCUCAAUAAAGCCCAGAUAAAGUAUUUGAACCCAGGUCUGCUACCUACCAUCCAUCCUACCGCUUCACACAGCACAGCCAGACAGUCCUGAUGUCUUCCGGUCUCUCGCCAUGUUGAUGUUCAUUAGGAUGUUAUUGUGAGCAAUGGUUCCCUUUUCAUGUUCCCUCCUCUCUCUUUCCAAAUCCAGGAACUGUCCAGUGUUACUCCCACCUACCGAUGUGUGUGUGUGUGUGUGUGUGUGUGUGUGUGUGUGUGUGUGUGUGUGUGUCACAUGGCGUGUGUUUCAUUUUGGGUGUGUGAAAUAGCUGAAGUUUGUUAUUUAGCUAGACAUGUUUUUAUGGAGUUGAUUAACUACGUGUCACUUUGACUUUUUCACAAGCUUGUAAAUGGUGAUGGACCUAAUGUAGCUGUAGUUGUUUUACUUCUGAAGAUAACGACCUAGCUCAGCAUGCGCGCUGUAAUGUAUAUUAGCUUUGCUUAUUAAGACCAAAUCACUUCCAUGUAUGCUUUUCUCUUCAUUUGGUAACAUUGAGGGUUUUGGUGGGUAUCUUUUUAGUUUGUUGAGUCGAGUGUCUUCUGAUGAUUUCAUCUUGCUUUGAUUAUGAUUUUAUUUUUCUGCAACAAAAAACAGGUUUGUGCUUUAACAAAAGAAAAGGCUUAUUCCUUACUUGCGUGCACACACACACACACACCUCAAACACACCCCAAACACAAACACAUGCUUGUACGCUGAAUAACUACUUUGCCAGCUUGCUUUUCUUAGUGAAUGGGUCAUUGCUAGACUUGACCAGACCACAUGGGACUUGAAAUGAAGUGUGAUCUGAUGCACUAGUGAGAACAGAAAGAUAGACUCACCUUUGAGACUUAAAACAGGUUCUAAAUAUUUGGUCACUGAUUUUGUAUUUAGUGUUUGUCAACAUUUUAAUUUUAUAACACAAUCCUAGUCCUUUGUCUGGGGAAUGGAUGUCUGGUUGACUACACGGGUCUGUUCAGAAAAAUGCGACGUUACAGGACUUUCAGGUAGAAAUACAUUUUAUAGAACAUGUGACUCCUCUCUGUCCUGUAGGAAAAGGAGUCAUUACAGAUCUAUAUAUUACAUAUUUAUCUGCAAUGUUCGGGAAUGUUUCACCCUACUGAACACAGCCAUGUUCCCGUAAUUCUGCAUGUUGAAUGAGUCAAUGGCUACUGCUGCUUGGUCACUGGACAAUGUAACAUAAAAGAGGCAUGAUGAAUUUAUUCCUUUUAAUACAGAACACAUGCUCAUUAAUACAUUUUUACUAAUAUUGGUUUUGUAAAAUACCAAAUCGUUAUUUGCUAUACAUUCAUGUUAAUGAAAUGUAUUGAUGUGUUAUUAUCACCCCUGGAUACUCAAUGAUUUCAUAUAUGCUAAAUAAAUAUUACACCUGCAGAGUCAUUGUUUCAAUCACGUGAACAAAAGUUAUCAGCAAGUGCUUUUGUAAAUGUUAAGUGACUUCUCGUUUAAUUUAAUGAAAAUAAAUAAACCACACCAAAGCCA
Molecule: messenger RNA, 5007 nt
Organism: Oncorhynchus mykiss (rainbow trout)
Lineage: Eukaryota; Metazoa; Chordata; Actinopteri; Salmoniformes; Salmonidae
Source: RefSeq, a predicted model, not a curated record